Messenger RNA from Epinephelus lanceolatus (giant grouper), 1443 nucleotides. RefSeq names its product transmembrane protein 276-like. NCBI's taxonomy places the organism in Eukaryota, Metazoa, Chordata, Actinopteri, Perciformes, Serranidae. The record is from RefSeq and is a predicted model, not a curated record.
ACGUGCAAGUGUCCCUGUCCAAACUUUUGUCCUCUGUGUUUAUCAGGCUUUUUAAAAUACCGUACGACAUUCAGAUAUGUGUUACGGCUGCAGUAGUUAACUUUGGACACGUUCAUUAAAAGCAACGUGCCCUGUUGCCGUUAGUAACGGUCGCGUUGCCAACAUCGUGGCUGUUUCCAGGAGUGUCACUCAGAAUCAAUGGCGUCCUGUUCAACAGAGUGGAUAACAUCUUGUUCUAACAUCAUUUUGUCUGCCACAGCAUUGCACUCUUCUUACAGACUCUUUAAGGAUCACAGGGCUCCUUCAGUUGGCCUGUUCGUGCUCGGUCUCUCUGCAGCACUCUCCAUCUUGAAUCCCUCCAGCUCGUACCUCACCUCUCUCCAGAGAGAAGCACAGUGGGCUGGCGAGGUCCUGGCCCCAGCGCUGGUGUCUUUUGACUUCCUGUGGCUCAGUGAAGACCACAACACGGCACAUAUUCUCCUGUGUGGCUCCUGUCUGAUGCUGGGACUAUGUGACUGGCUCUCAGCAGAUGCUCUCCCGCUGAUGACACGCUGCCUCGGUUUGUCUUCCCUGUCCUGCUGCCUGACGGUGUGUCUGUUCACUGGUAAUGGUUUAGGGGCCUUUGGCGGUGUGGCCCUCAGCCUCCCGUUGCUUGUGGCUCUGAGGGGGGGAGCAAACACUUUUGUUCCACUGAUUGCUGCAGCUGAUACUGAGGAACUCACUACGUGGCUUUUAAAGGGAUCCAUGUCUGUUGGCUGCUGGGCCUCCACACAGGCCCUCAGCAAGUUCCUGUUGGAUGUGACUGACCGAUGUAACAUAGGCAUUUAAAUUAGUAAGAGAUCUGUAUGAUAAGUCAGACUCUGUUAAUGGACUGUCUCGUGGUGGGGAGUUACAAAAUGGACCUAUGCAAAAAAUUAAAGUGCCUAACUUAAAAGCAUUUUAAGACAUUUAUAAGCUGAGUUGCAUUAACUUUAUUACCAUUGUUAGGAACUGGCCUUGAUGAGCUCAUAGUGCAACAGAACAGACAACAACAUACUAAUAAUAAAACCGUAUUAUAUAUAAGAAUAUAAUAAAAUACACAAAGUAUCAUUUAACUUGUAAUGUAAUGCAUGUAAUUUAGGUGUCCACUAGUGCUGAAGAAAUUGAUCAAUCUUCAGAAAUAAAUGGCAAUAAUUGUCAAAAGUAGAGCAAUUAUUAAUCAUUUAGCAAAAUGCCACAAAAUGUCUGACUCCAGCUUCUCAAAUUUGAGGAUUUGCUACUUUUCUCUUUGUUAACAACAUUAUAAAUGAAAUAUCACUGGGUUUAAAGGCUCAAAAUUAAAAAUACAUAUUUUUCCUCUUACAUGUAGUGUUAUUUGUCAGUUUAGAUUUCUGUGAUGUGAGUUGCAGAGUGUUGGCGAUAUCAGCGGUAGAGAUGUCUGUCUUCUCUCCAAUGUAAUAGAAC